Saccoglossus kowalevskii is the source of this 2270-nucleotide messenger RNA. RefSeq lists its product as uncharacterized. Gene Ontology annotation, molecular function: metalloaminopeptidase activity. NCBI's taxonomy places the organism in Eukaryota, Metazoa, Hemichordata, Enteropneusta, Harrimaniidae. The record is from RefSeq and is a predicted model, not a curated record. Gene Ontology annotation, cellular component: cytoplasm. Gene Ontology annotation, biological process: proteolysis.
GUUAAGAUAUUGACGCGAGAGUUUGAAACGAGAAUUGAGUACAACAUGGCGGACACGGGAGAGGGAGAUUCCGAAAAUAUCAAGAAAGAGAAUGAACUUAAAGUUGAAGAUGGAAAAACUUUGUCGGUGGAAGAUUGUUCCGCACCAGAAGGGGAGAAAAAGAAGAAGCGAAAACGAAAGAAGAAAAAAGGAGCUCAAGGAGAAUCCGAAGUAGGAGAGCAAAGCAAUUUAGAGAAAGAUGUUGAUGAAGUUACAGAAAAACUGGAAAAACAGAAAGUGAAUGGAGAUGAUGAUGGUGACGAAGGAGAAAAAGUUGCUGCUGAACCUGAGACUGGUAAAAAGAAGAAGAAAAAGAAGAAGAAGGGAGGACAGAAGCAACAAACAGAUCCCCCAACAAUUCCUAUUAGUGAAAUAUUUCCAAAUGGAAAUUAUCCACAAGGGCAGAUCCUGCCUCAUCCUGAUGUGGAUGGAGUGACUGCUGCAUGGCGGACCACCAAUGAAGAGAAGAAAGCAAUGGAGAGAGCAGAAGCAGAUAUAUACAGUGAUAUACGUCAAGCAGCCGAGACACAUAGACAAGUUAGAAAAUAUGUACAGGGUUUUCUGAAACCAGGUUUACAAAUGAUAGAUAUUUGUGAGAGACUUGAAACAGCUGGAAGAAAGUUGAUCAAUGAGAAUGGUUUGAAAGCUGGUCUUGCGUUUCCUACAGGAUGUUCAUUGAAUUAUUGUGCUGCACAUUACACACCUAAUAAUGGUGAUACAACUGUUCUGACAUAUGAUGAUGUAUGUAAAAUAGACUUUGGUACACAUGUCAAUGGUCGUAUUAUUGACUGUGCCUUCACCGUUGCAUUCAAUCCCAAGUAUGAUAAUCUACUGGCAUCAGUAAAAGAUGCUACUAACACAGGAAUAAAGGAAGCUGGCAUUGACGUAAGGUUAUGUGAUGUUGGUGAAAGGAUACAGGAAGUGAUGGAGUCAUAUGAAGUGGAACUAGAUGGGAAAACGUAUCAAGUCAAACCUAUUAGAAAUUUAAAUGGGCAUUCUGUAGGGCAAUAUAGGAUACAUGCUGGCAAGACUGUACCAAUUGUGAAAGGGGGUGAAGCUAUCAAAAUGGAGGAAGGAGAGUUUUAUGCCAUUGAAACCUUUGGUAGUACAGGUAAAGGAGUUGUCCAUGAUGAUUUGGAGUGUUCUCAUUAUAUGAAAAACUUUGAUGUAGGACAUGUUCCUCUUAGACUGCAACGUGCCAAGACCUUGUUGAACACAAUCAAUCAAAACUUUGGAACACUAGCUUUCUGUCGUCGCUGGUUAGAUCGACUAGGAGAGUCAAAAUAUCUGAUGGGGCUUAAAAGUCUCUGUGAUGCAGGUAUAGUCGAUGCCUAUCCACCACUUUGUGACAUGAAGGGUUGCUAUACCGCACAGUUUGAACACACCAUAUUGCUGAGACCAACUUGUAAAGAAGUAAUCAGUCGUGGGGAAGACUACUGAACAUAAUUCGGAUACCAAUUAUGCGCACAAGUCCUUGGCUUUGUUUUCUUUUUCAUUUUGCAAAACAUUUUCCAGGGCAUUAAUUUCUUUCUCAUCAUUUUAGUGUAAUUGGAGAUGUUAUGAAGUGCGCCCUUACUGUCUUGUUUUCAUUUUUCAGUGAUUCAAUUCAAAGGUGACAUUAGCUGCAACUUUAACAUUACACACAAAUAUUUAUACAUAAUCUACUGAUAUUUCAAAGUGUGAUGUCAUCACUGACGAGUGAUUCCUUUUACAACGGCCAUACCUCUCAGUCUAUAACAGGGAGUCAGAAGUCUAAGAUGACGUCACGCAUGAGAAAUACCAGCAGAUUAUAUAUUUAUAUACACAUGUAUCAUACUCAUAGACCCUGGAAUGUAGACAAAUUUCGAUUUUUAUCAAAUAAAUUAUGGGACUAUUUGACUAAUUCUUUGCCAUAAUAUUUUGAUGUCUAAACGCAAAAAGGUGUCAUGCACUGUGUAUUGAACACACAAUCAAACACUACUGUCAUGAAUCUCCAUGUUAGUAGCCCAGGAUUUACCAUAUUUGACUGCAUAUUAUUAUUAUUUAAGAUAAAUCAACGGGAAUGUGCUGUCGUAGAGUUACACAUUAUAACUGGAUGCUUUUAUUUACAGAGUGGUAUCACAGUUCUGUGCACUAACACUGCCACUGACUGCGUACUGCAUGUCUGUUUGUCUCAUAAAUGAUUUUGCUAACUAUUGAGUAAUAAAAUAGUUAUUAUUCUCAGUUACACAUCAUCUUGUACUCUUAGCUAA